Messenger RNA from Prinia subflava (tawny-flanked prinia), 2761 nucleotides. RefSeq names its product G-protein coupled receptor 55-like. Gene Ontology annotation, molecular function: G protein-coupled receptor activity. Gene Ontology annotation, biological process: positive regulation of Rho protein signal transduction; phospholipase C-activating G protein-coupled receptor signaling pathway. The coding region runs from base 231 to 1148 and encodes 305 amino acids. The record is from RefSeq and is a predicted model, not a curated record. The transcript has 2 exons. Lineage: Eukaryota; Metazoa; Chordata; Aves; Passeriformes; Cisticolidae. Gene Ontology annotation, cellular component: plasma membrane.
GCAUUUUUAAGUGACUACAGCAGUGCAGAAACCAAUGAGCACCUUCCUAGUCCUUAUCAGGAGAGUCUGAGGGCAGGAUCAAGCCAGAAUCCUUCCUCUGAAGAAGGUAAUUAGUUCCUGACCCCAGCUCAGAGAGUGUCUGCCUCGAGACUUUUAGUCCCCUCUCUGCAGAGGAGAAUCCAGCUGCAUGUUUCCUGUAACCCUUGUCUCUGCCGUGCACACCUGGAGAUAUGAAUGACACCCAUGGCAAGGGCAAUAUCAGUGCUACUGUGGAACUGUUCCAGCUCAUCGUGUACACGCCCACUUUUAUCCUGGGAUUGCUGUUCAACAUAAUGGCUCUGUCAUUCCUGUUUUUUAAAGUUAAAAAGCUGUCAGAAUCUACAGUCUACAUGAUAGCCCUUAUAUUCCUGGAUACUUUGCUGUUGUUUACUCUUCCUUUUAAAAUCAUUUCCUACCACCUUCAGGACAACUGGAACUUGGGGUCUGUGUUUUGCUCCACCUUGGAGAGUCUUUACUUUGUGAACAUGUACGGCAGCAUCCUCAUCUCCCUGUGCAUCUGCGUGGACCGGUACAUUGCCAUCCAGUACCCCUUCGUGGCCCUCACCCUCAGGUCUGUCAGGAAAGCUGCCAUGGUCUGUGCUCUCGUCUGCCUGGGCACCUCUGUGGGGACAGCCUCUACUUUCCAACUGCAUGGAAAGGGCCGCAACAUCUCGUCCUGCUUCCACAACUUCUCCAAGAGCACGUGGGAGAACGUGGGCCUGUUCAGCACCUUGCAGAUCAUCUUCUUUGGCAGCAUGGCAGCCAUGACCUUCUGCACUGCCCGAACUGUCCGGUGCCUGAGAAGGCACAGAAACCCAGACAACCCCCAAACACACAGUACCAGAGCAGAGAGGAUCGUGGUGACAAACCUGGCCGCCUUUUUGGUGUGUUUCACACCUUACCAUGUGGCAUACUUCAUGUACUUUUUGGUGAAGAACAACAUCGUCCACAGCAGUUUUCAACAAGUGCUACGAGACACUGUCCAGGUCACCCUUUGCUGGGCAAACCUGAACUGCUGUCUUGAUGGGGUGUGUUAUUAUUUUGUUUUAAAGGAGUCUUUGGAUGACCCAUUGCAAAACAGUGAAAAAAGAGCCACACAAAAUCUUUGAUUUAUGUACUGCAUGUUCAUUACUUGGGAUGAUGUGUGGAGAGGCUUUUGUGGAAAGUACAGGGUUAUGAACUUCUUAACUAAGCAGUUUGCUUUAAAUAUUCACAGCUGAAAAUAUUUCCUGAAAACCAUAACUAAGUCCAUUUCCAGAAGACUGUUUCUAUUUUUAGAAAUUUUCUGUUUCCAUAAUGUCUCUUAUUAUUAUUUAUGGGUUAAAAAAAUUAAUUAUUCAUAUAAAUAGUGAUGCAUAUUUCUAUGGAUGUGAUUCUUCUUUACUUUGAAAAGGAAAAAAUGUUCACUUACAUGUGGUAGCAUAUUUCAGCUUCCCUGUCCACACUGUACCUGCAAACCUUCCUCAAAACUUUAGUCACUACAGACUUGGUCUGUUAAGAAGCAAAGAUUUGAAGUUCAUGGUUAAAAGCUUCAGACUAAAUUCUUCUGCCUCCCCUGUCCUGGUCAUGUACACUUGUCCUCACUACAUAUGCCUGUUGGGUUUAGACUUGUAUAUGCUUUAAAAAAACCAAUAAUGAUUGUAACUCUAAAUGCGAAGGCAGCUUUAGGUUCAGACGGGUAUAGAAAGAUCUCCAUGUCAUUCCUCCACUGCUUGAUUGCUCUGCAAGAUGCAGCACUUGUUUUGGUGACAGCUGUUGUGACUCCUCACACAUCUAACUAAUGCUGCCACUGGCUCAAUUCCCCACACUGCACACACCGAUUGACUCCCCCAGUUCCAAGCUUCCUCACCAGCUCCUCUCCUACUUGCAGGAUUUUCACAUCUGUUCCUUCCUGCUUGGUUACAAACACAGUUUCAUGAACACAGCCAAACCAAACAAGAGCAUGAAAUAAAAUCCCCUAGACCAAUGUAGUGGCAAACCCAUGACCCUGAAGGAACAACCCUCACCUUAUGAAGGGAUAAGAUAAGAGCAGCCCUGAUCCCUAAAGCAGUAGCCAGAAACACACAGAACCCUGGGGGAAAGCAACCUUUUGGACCUCAGAGCAAGCUGAGCACUACCAUUCCCCAAGCAAACAAGGCAAUAAAAAAAUAAUCAAGCAGGAGAGCCUAACACGCCAGUCGGUUACUUCUUAUCAGUGCUUACAGGCACAGAUAAAGACAACGAGCAUCCAGCCUGCAGAGAGGCAGCCCACUGCUCUGGGCACCCCCAGACCUGCCUGCAACACUCUCCCAGCAAUCAGCUGCCACCUUCCUGAGGGUGAGGCUGAUUUGGCAAUCAAAGCCAAAGAGGUUUCAUAUUCAUGCUGAGCUGGAUCCUUGCAGUACCUCUUCGAGGCAGGGAUAUUAAUCCCAGCUUUUGAACUGUCUCUUUUCCACACACUUUUGACAAGGAUAAUGCACAAACUGUGUGUUGAUUUCUACCCUGAGCUGGAGAUUUGCAUGUGGGGACUCCAGUCUGUCAAAGUGAACGUUUAUGAAGUAAAUUUAUGUAUGAGAUUGUACCAAAGAAAUCCAGUUCCAGCUGGGAACACUGACCCAACACAGACCUAAGGAUGUGCUGCUGUUGACAGAAUCCUUUUGGUGUUCAGGCGACGAAUUGUGCUUCUGAGAAGACUUGGACUGUGUAUUUACCUUAUUUCCUAGUUAUGAAAAAGUGCCUGAAA